UGCGCCUUUUCAAUUUCUCUCUUGUGUGACCCUUCUUCUUCUUGUGGCCGUAUAUAAUAAUAAAUAGAUACUUGAGCUGAUAUAAAGAUUUUGUCCAGAGAUGUCUUACGUGCCACCACAUAAACGACAUGAAAAUAUCGCACUGAGAGCAUCCUCUGUUCCACCUCUUUCAAAACUCAAUAAAAAGCCUGGUAAAGAUGACAAAACGAUCAUCUACGCCUACGAUUACAUUUCGAGAUUGUUUCUUGUUGGUGUACAUGACGACGACGAAGACUACUUCCAUCUUCAACUUGUGCCCGUUUCUUCAGAAUGGAAGAGAGACACAGAGGAAAAGUCGUUGGGAAUCUUAGUGAAGAGUGAUUUCGUGAAACCUGAAAACCCAUGGCUAUGGGUUUCAGAGAAGGUGGAGGAUGUUCUUAUUCUGGGGUUUGGUAGGGCUAAGAAGAUGCUGCUAAGUUAUAGAUCCGAGCAGGUCAAACUCAGAUUGAUCUUUCGAUUUGGGAAAAUUUUGUUUCACAGUGAGCCUGGCACGCCACCUUCCACAAACAAUUUGCUAUAUGGUUCGUCAGAAACUGUAAGAGAUGGUCUCUUGACUAAAGUGAGUGCACUGAAGAAAUUGAAGAAAUCUUUUCAAACAAAUGUUCCAAAGUCUUAUGUUGAAAACAUUGGGUAUAAAGCUGUACCCGAUAUGGGAUUUUCUAUUGAAGAGACCAAGGAGUUGUAUUUGGUGAAGGUAUCAGACAACACUCGUCCUGAGGUAGCCAUCUUUUGUAAAUGUCAGACUGAUCUUAAUGUUUUGAGGCACCUGGUUCUUGACAUCUCAUGCCUUGAUCAAGAUCUUGACAUGAGGCUGAUGGUUGACUCAAAAAGGACAUUAACCAAUCUCUCAGAGAAUGAGAUUAAAAGCCUUAAAGAGCUGACAGAUUCAGCGGUGAUAGAUCCAAAUGUGAAAGGUGGGUUAAAGUGGCCUCUUGGGAAAUCUUCUUGUGCUGACCGAUACAAUGUUUGUGGCGUUUGGCAUACCGUAACUACUACAUACAGAAACCAGACUCUCAAGCUUCAGAUCACAGAUGCUGACAGAUAUGAUUUCAGAACUGGAGUUGGAGGAACCACAAGGGAAGUGGAUCUCAAACUAAAAGCCUUGAGCGCUAUACUACUAAAGGAGGAAAAUGUGGAGAGGAAGUGUGUUUCAGACAUGCUGAACGAUUGUCUGAAAGCAGUUUGGGAUUACUUUUUGAAACUAGUGUAGUGUAGCGUUGUCACUUUUGUUUUUGGUGUGUUUCCAGUUUGUGCUACUUUUCUCCAAACUUUGCUGCUUUUUUCAUAUUUUGGUUCAUUUUAAUUUGCUGCAAUCUCCACAUAUCUUUUGGAUUGG
Messenger RNA from Capsella rubella, 1375 nucleotides. RefSeq lists its product as uncharacterized. The transcript is spliced from 7 exons. Lineage: Eukaryota; Viridiplantae; Streptophyta; Magnoliopsida; Brassicales; Brassicaceae. Bases 101 to 1249 code for a protein of 382 amino acids. The record is from RefSeq and is a predicted model, not a curated record.